AUGGACACAGUGCAGCAUAAAAUGAUAAUUUACGUGAUAUUCUUUUGUUUGGUGAUGGGCGCGGCGCUUACGGAAGCGCCAGACGCUGCAGACGGUUGUUUUCGAGUGGCCAGUGAGAACAGUGUGGAGUGCAAUGUACGGACACUGUCGUCGGACCGGGAUGUGGUCGGUUCGAUGCACUCCGACGGCGCGGAGAGGCUCGCUAUCCGAUGCGGCUCGCAUCUUCUCGAGAGCACGCUGAAAGAUCAUUACUUCGGAAAAAUGCACGGCUUGACGGAGAUCACAAUAAGUGACUGCAAAAUUCUACGGCUUCCAGGUAACACCUUCGAGGGUCUGCGAGGACUCAAGACUUUAAAGUUGCGCUCCAUGAACAACCAAUGGGGGCAUAAUAAGGAGUUAGAACUCUCUUUAGGAGCAUUUAAUGGUCUGCGAGAGCUUCACACAUUGGACUUGGCGUACAACAACAUAAGAAAAAUCCCGUCGGACCUGUUUUGUGCACUGGAAAAUAUAAUUUCACUUAACUUAACUCACAACAAAAUCAAGUUUGUCGAUGAAUUAGGCUUCGGUCACAAGUGUGGGUCCACUUUGCAGACUAUUGAUUUGAGUUAUAAUGAUAUCAUGUCUUUACCAGCUGACUCAGAAAUAUUACAUUUGCGGAGAUUAACGCAACUAUUUCUACAAAAUAAUAAAAUAAGCGAGCUACCGGGCGAAGUUUUCGGUGACUUGUUAUCUUUAAAAGUUGUAAAUCUUUCCGAAAACGCUAUAAAUUAUUUACCCGAAGGUUUAUUUCAAAAUACAAGGGAAAUUCGUGAAAUAUAUUUGAGUUAUAAUGAUUUAGAAAUAUUACCGAAGAAAUUAUUUAAUAGGUUGGAACAAUUAGUCGUGUUAGAUCUUUCGGCGAAUAAAUUGAAAGGCGAUCAUAUAGAAGAUGAAACGUUUGGUGGUCUAAUAAGAUUAAUAGUGCUUGACCUGUCACACAAUGCCCUCGCUGGGGUUGCACGUAAUAUGUUCAAAGAUUUAUUCUUUUUACAAAUUCUCAAUUUAAGUAACAAUUCUAUCGGUUUUAUUGAAGAUAACGCGUUUUCACCGUUAUUUAAUUUACAUACGUUAAAUUUAGAACUUAAUAAACUAAGGACUAUUGAAGAUCAUGUGUUUAAUGGUCUUUUUAUUUUAAACAAAUUAAAUUUAAAUAAUAAUAUUUUGUCAUAUAUUGCUGAAAAUGCUUUUAAAAAUUGUUCAGACUUGAAGGAGCUAGACUUAAGUUCUAAUAAAUUGACGAAAGUUCCCGAGGCGAUUUUGCAAUUACCGUUCUUGAAGUCGUUGGACUUGGGAGAGAAUUUAUUAACAGAAAUUUCAAACAAUUCGUUUCAAAAUUUAUCGCAGUUGACCGGGUUACGUUUAAUCGACAAUCAGAUUGGAAACCUUUCAGCGGGAAUGUUUUGGGGCUUGCCUAGUCUACAAGUACUCAAUUUAGCAAAAAAUAAAAUACAGUCCAUCGAGACCGAAACCUUUCAAAAGAACGUGCAAUUGGAAGCCGUUCGAUUGGACGGCAACUUCAUUUCUGAUAUAAACGGAGUAUUUGUGUCAUUGACGAAGUUGUUAUGGCUAAAUCUGUCUGAGAAUCAUCUCGUGUGGUUCGAUUACGCAUUUAUACCGGCAAGUUUGAAGUGGCUCGAUAUCCACGCCAAUUUUAUUGAAGUGCUUGGAAAUUAUUACAAAAUUCAAAGUGAUUUGCACGUUAAAACAUUAGAUGCAAGCCAUAACCGCAUCGUCACGUUAUCCGCUAUAUCUAUACCGAAUAGUGUAGAGUUACUUUUUAUAAACAAUAAUUUUAUAUCGUCCAUUCAAAAAGAUACGUUUCUUGAAAAGUCUAAUUUAACUCGAGUCGAUAUGUAUGCCAAUGAAAUCGAAAGCUUGGAUAUAAAUAGCUUGCGUAUCUCAAGAGUUGACGAUCGCGCAUUACCAGAAUUUUAUAUAAGCGGUAAUCCUUUUCGAUGUGACUGUACCAUGAAAUGGCUUUUACUUAUAAAUUCUAUGCCCGCUAGAGAAUAUCCACGAGUCAUGGAUUUGGAAAAUGUGAUUUGUAAAGAAUCAUACGUUCGUGGUGUUAAAUUUCUCUCUGUUAGUUCUUUACAUACGAAAGAUUUCCUCUGUAAAUAUGAAAGUUAUUGUCCCGAAGAUUGUCAUUGUUGCGACUUCAGUUUCUGUAAUUGCAAAACAGUAUGUCCCGAUAACUGUUCGUGUUAUCAUGAUUCAACGAAGACGACGAAUGUGGUAGAUUGCUCUGUAAAACAAUUAAAUUUGGUGCCUCGGGACUUUCCUUCAGGUGCAACACAUAUUUAUUUAGAUGGCAAUAAUUAUAAUGAACUUAACGAAACUGUUUUUUAUUCAAUGCGUAAGGCUAUGGUUUUAUAUUUAAAUUCUACAGGCAUUUCAAAUAUACAAAAUGACACAUUUCGUGGUCUCAGUGAUUUAAGAAUUUUGCAUUUAGAUGACAACAAAAUAAAACGUUUGCAAGGUCUCGAAUUUUCCAAGUUGAAUAACUUGAAAGAAUUGUAUCUUCAAAAUAAUGGCAUUGAGUAUAUUUCAAAUGUCAGUUUUGCCUUUUUGAGCUCUCUCGAAGUUUUACGCUUGGAUGGAAACAGACUCGUAAACUACGGCUUGUGGCAUUUGGACAAUAACAAAAAGUUACAAAGUUUGUUUAUAGGUAAUAACUACUGGUCUUGCAAUUGCAAAUAUUUGCAAGCAUUUUUAUUGUACAUAUCGCAAAAUGUUGAAAAAGUUAUAGAUAUUCACAAUUUAUGGUGCUUAAAUGAAAACAUGAGCCCAAAUAAAAAGCAAUUGAAUUUAAAUGUGACAGUUUGUAGUGAAAUAAGCGAUACGUCAGUGAUAAGCGCCUUUUUCGUCUCCCACAAUAUACCAUUAUUAGCCUCAGCUCUCACUGGGUUCAUGCUUAUUUUAUUAAUAUUAGCUUUAGUAUUCACAUUUAGAUACGCUUGCAGAAUGUGGUUGUACUCAAAUUGCGGCAUUAAGCUUUCUCCCUUAGCGAGCGCCUUUAACGACGCAGAUAAGCUUUAUGACGCCUACAUUUGUUAUAGCCCCAAAGACGAAGAGUUCGUUAUAGAAUCCUUGGCGCGGGAGCUCGAAAAUGGUUACCCGUCCUAUCAUCUGUGCUUGCAUUACAGAGAUGUGCCGCAGUUUGAAGCUACAUACGCUCAGUUUCCCGAUUUAGUCGUCGAAGCGACGGAAGCGUCGAGGCGUAUUAUUGUGGUAUUAUCGAAAAACUUUAUAUUAACAGAAUGGUCACAAAUAGAGUUUAGGCAGGCUCUCCAGAGAGCACUGCGCAAGAACCCUCACAAAUUAAUAUUAGUCACCGUAGGGCAAGUAGCACGCGAUCCCGAAUUAAAAUCGUAUUUCAAAACUGGUUUAGAGAUAACGUGGAAAGAGAAACGUUUUUGGGAACGAUUACGAUACGCGAUGCCAUCCUCUAAGCGACGCGGUCAUAAGUUGAAAAGACUCAAUUAUGGGAGGAAUUCUAACACGUACACAAUGGAUGCCUCCGUAUUGAACAGUACCUGCCAGACGCUUUGCGGUAAGUCCGCUAACUCCGCGGAACGCUCGCCCUGCGAUAGGCCGUUGUCCGAGCACAUAUACUCUACCAUAGAUUCGGACUACUCGUCGAACGAUUUCCAAGGCCGCCAUCAUCAACCGCAGUCUGUGGUUUUGCAGCACACGGUUCAAACGUACCUGGUG
This is a messenger RNA of Brenthis ino (lesser marbled fritillary), 3753 nucleotides long. The record is from the annotation of a GenBank genome assembly. Lineage: Eukaryota; Metazoa; Arthropoda; Insecta; Lepidoptera; Nymphalidae.